AGAAAGGAGGGGGUUCUCAGUUCGGUUUUGUUCACUGAUGGGACGGGGUCGGGUAGACUACGCUGGAAGGUAAAGAGGGAGACCUGAACUGUCCUCUACGCCCUGGGGGUGUCUCCUCCCCCAAACAUUGCUGCAGGACUGGGGGCCAUGGUGGGGCUCUGAUUUUAGGAUGCAUCGAGUGGAGGAGGGCAACGCCACAGGAGACAGGCAUCGGGACCGGCUCCCAUAAACCCCCAGACCAGCUCGCUUCAGAGAGGAGGGGGGGAGGCGCUAACUUCUCAAACUAAACCAUCCUUCCACUCCGGUGGUGGGGAAGAGAAAUUUGGGGAUUUUUGCACACACCUGGCAGCCGGGAGGCUCGGAGCACUCAGCUGCUUUGGGGGACUGGUGGAGGGGUUACCUGGGUGGGGUGGGGCGGUGGGGGGAGGGCAGCGUCAUCUCCUGACGGAUCGGCGGACUCACUGGCGAGCAGACCGGAGGCAUGGCGGCGGACGUGGUGGUGGGGACGCUGUACAAGCUGCUGCUCCCUCUGCUGCUGCUCGCAGCCAUUUCCUUCAGAUACAAUGGGCUGUCUGUGGUCUACCUCCUCUUCCUCCUCAUUCUUCCUCUUCUCCCAGAUCCCUCCAUAGCCUCCAUGAAUGGCAAAACGGGGAAGUUCCUGCUUUUUAUCUGCUGCACGAGCGUCAUGUUCCUGGCCUUGCAGUGCGGCCUGCAGAUCACCUUCGCCUACGUGGAUGUGCAAGUGAGCGGAUUCUGGGAAGAUGUGUUCUACUGUUUGGGGGUUGUGAGAUUCAGCGCGGUGGACGCGGGAAACAUCGCUCGCCUGCUCGCCCCGGACAUCGGGCUCUUCCUGUCUUCGCUCUUCAUCUACCGGCUCUGCAGGAGGCUGCUCCGGCCGCAGGUCCAGGCGGUGCCGCAGAACUGCAUCGCGAACUCUGACCCCGAGCAGGACCUGGAGCAGUCGGACUCGGACUCGGACGUGGGCAGCGAUGGCUCUGAGGACCAGUCCUUUGACAGCUCGUAUGAGACCAGCGGCACGCCCCGGGCCCCCCCGCGCUUCGUUCAGAAGCUGAUGGUGUUCGCCGCGGGUCUGCGCCUCCUGCUGGCCACCAUGCUCAACACCGCCGGCAAAGUGGUCAUCACCAUCCUCCUGGGCCUAGCAGGCAUCUCGCUGCCCUCCCUCACCUCGGCGCUGUAUUUCGGGACCUUCCUGUUCCUGGUUUGGUGGUGGGUGUGCGGCCGCUCCCUAAGCCUGCUGGUCUUCAGUACGCUGUGUGUGCUGAUGGCCAUAUUCAGCGCCGGGCACAUCCUGCUGCUCUACCUGUACCAGCUGCCCCUGUCCCAGGAGCUGGUGCCCCCGCGGGACGUCUACGCCAGGCUCUUCGGAAUGACGGCCUUCAUCCGGACCAACAGCUCGGACCCACACCGCCUGGGCCUGCAUCCGGACGUCACCUGGCCCGUGUUCGUCAGCCCCCUGGUGGUGCUCAUGCUGUACUACACCCUGGUGGCCAUGCUGCACAAGUGGGUCCACGUAGUGGAAGAGGACACGCCCAAGCACAGACCCUGCAUCUCUGAUGAGCCCCCAGGUCUCGGGGGGGUGCUGUGGCUCGCAGGGGACAAGGCCAAGCUGCUAGCCAGUAUGGACGAGGACGAAACUAGCCUUUCAGACGAGCCAAUGGUGAUGCUGUUGAACAACUCAUGGCAAGAACCCGGCGAACAGGAAGUGAUGUCAGCCAUGGACAGGACGUGCUACUCCCUGCCAGUCUACGGAAGACAGCAGUCUCACACACCCGAUUCCCAGGAGGAGAAGAGCUUUGGGGAGGGGCUUACGACCGGCAUCACCGAGACCGAGCCUAGCCCGGCCGGGCCCAGUGGGCUGGUUCUGUUUGGGCAGAUGGUGAUGAAGCACAGCUACAUCAGCGCUCUCAUUGUGAUGAUGAUAUGGAGCAUCACGUAUAACAGCUGGCUGACCUUUGCCCUCCUGGUGUGGUCGUGUGUGAUCUGGAUCAUGCGGGACCGGCGACGCUACGCCAUGUUGAGCGCCCCCAUCCUGUCGGUGUACGGUACUGCGCUGGUGGUGAGCGCGUUCGUCAGCGGGCUGCGGCUGAGCCGCGCCGAGCUCUACCCCGGCUUCCCCGCCGCCGUGCUCAACGACUUCGACCUGCGCAGCUACCACGCGCCCUGCCUGCACCUGGGGGCCAAGGUCUGCUACGCCUUCAGCUUCUGGUUGCUACAGCGACAGAACCUGAAGGAGAAAAAGGAAGCACAGAUGCUUAAACAGGAAGCACUAGAGGAGGUCAAAGUUCAGCCGUCAGUGGAGAGCGAGGCCUCCCCUCUGAUGACCCUGGUGGGCGCGCUGGUGAAGGGCACCCUGGUUAAAUACUGGAUCCUCUUCUGCUGCGCAAUGUUCUUCGUGGUCAGCUUCUCCGGGAAGGUCAUGGUCUACAAAAUCCUCUACAUCAUGCUCUUCCUCCUCUGCCUCGUCCUCUAUCAGGUGCGCUACGACGUCUGGAGGAGGAUGCUGAAGUACUUCUGGGCCGUGGUGGUCGGGUACUCCAUGGUGGUCCUCAUCUUCAUCUACAUGUACCAGUUCAACAGCGUGUCUGGAAUGUUCCAGCAGAUCAUCGGCAUGUCGGAGGAGGGCUUGCGGGACCUGGGCCUGGAGCAGUAUGACACAGUGGAGCUGUUUGCGCGGAUCCUGCUGCCCGCCAUGUUCCUGCUGGCCUGCAUUCUGCAGCUGCACUACUUCAACACCGACUUCCUGGAGCUCACCGACCUGGACAACAUACCUGUGCGGCAGGGCGGGUCCAGCGAGGAGGACCUCAGAAACUCGGUGAAUGUGAUCUCUGAAGUCAUUAAAGAAAAUGUUGAAAAACUUCAGAAACGGCUGCUUAAGGAGCAGAUGGGUGCUGACAGUAUGGACACUCUGAACAGCAUGUCAACCUGCGGAGAGAAGGAUCCUGGGAAAUCUGAUAAGCAGUCAGUUGAGGAGCCAGUGAGCCGGUGGGGGCUGGUGGUGGACAGGGCCAGUGUGCUGCUGCUGCAGGCCCUGCUGCUGGUGCAGAGGCUGCAGGUGUUGGGCUGGAGGCUCCUGGAGAUCCACAGCAUGAAGAUCGUCUCCACCUGCAUCAUCUGGGUCUCUCUGCGGGAGGUGUCCCUGAUGAAUUACCUCUUCCUGGUUCUCUGGUCCUUCGCCCUGCCCAUCUCCCGGCUCCGCCCCCUGGCCUCCAGUGUGUCCUCGGUCUGGGCGUGCGUGAUGGUCGUCUGCAAAAUGAUGUACCAGCUGAAAGUCAUCAAACCGGAGGAAUACUCUUCAAACUGCACCGAGCGCCUGCUGUCUGUGAACGGAACAGCGCCCCCCAGAGGGAACAUGGCGGAGCUGCUGAGGAAGUCUCUGCUGUACGUGGAGCCCGUGGACCCCGCCGCGUGGUGCGGCGCUCUGAGGAAGUGUGAGGACAGCAUCCUGCCCUGCCUGCAGAACCACUUGGCGGUGCUGGGCCUGCUGGUGUUCGAGGUGACGGUGCACAGACACCAGCUGUACUACCGAUGGCAGAACGGACUAAAGACCCCCCUCACCAGCACCAUCUUCCACAGCAUCACCCGCCAGCACCUGGACCUGGGUCUGCUGCCCUGCAUCAAGUACUUCAUCAACUACUUCUUCUACAAGUUCGGCCUGGAGGUGUGCUUUGUGGUGGCGGUGAACGUGAUUGGCCAGCGGAUGGACCUGUACGCCCUCCUGCAUUCCUGCGCUCUGCUGGCCGUCAUCUUCCGUCGCCGCAGGAAGUCCAUCGGGGAGGUGUGGCCUAAGUACUGCAUCUUCACCGCCAGCCUGAUGGUGUUCCAGUACCUGCUCUGCAUCGGGGUCCCGCCCGCUCUGUGCCACGAUUAUCCAUGGAGAGCAUCCAGCCAGCCUCUCACCUCUAACCUCAUCAAGUGGCUCUACCUGCCUGACUUUGCCAUGCGACCAAACCCUGUUUUCAUCAUCUAUGACCACUUCCUGUUGCUGUGCUGCUCGCUGCAGUGGCAGGUGUUCGAGGACGAGAACCGGGCGGCUGUGCGUCUGAUGGCCGGGGAGAACGUGGAGAUCAGCCGCACGCUGGACUCCGGCACCAUCAGCCAGUUCAUCCCCGUCAACAACUUCCUGCACUGCAGGUCUUACCUGGACAUGGUGAAGGUGUUUGUGUUCAGCUACCUGUUCUGGCUGGUGCUGUGCCUGAUCUUCAUCACGGGGACUACGCGCAUUAACGUGUUCUGCAUGGGCUACCUGGUGGCCUGCUUCUACUUCAUGCUGUUCGGCGGGAGCCUGCUCAUGCAGCCCGUCUGCUACGUCCUGCGCCUCUGGGAGUGGCUCAUCGCCUACACCUGCGUGGUCAUCGCCCUCAAGAACCUGCUGUCUCUGGGAUCCUGUGCGUAUCUGCAUAGCCUAUUGAAGAACGCCUGCUGGCUGAUACAGACGUUCAGCAUGUUUUGCACGAUCAAAGGAUACGAUCUUCCGCCCCCUGAUGACAAGUGCGAGCUGCCAGAGGGCGAGGCUGGCAUCGUCUGGGACGCCAUCUGCUUCACCUUCCUCCUGGCGCAACGCAGAGUCUUCCUCAGCUAUUAUUUCCUCUACGUGGUGUCCGACCUCAAGGCCGCCAAGAUCUUAGCCUCCAGGGGUGCAGAACUGUUUGAAGCCAAGCUGAAGAAGAGCGUGUCAGCCCGACUGGAGAUGGAGAAGAAGUCUGUGGAGACUCUGAAGAAGCAGAUGGAGAAAAUUAAGUCCAAAGAGAAGAAUCUGCCGGGACAAGGAGACCCCGCAAUUCAGAGGGAGGCAGAACCGAAAGGAGGCGAGAGUGAGCCGGGACAGGAAGGCGGUGAAAACCAGUGGUGGCGGCCGUGGGUCUCCCAGCCCUCCAAGACCACCAACGAAUACUACCUGUUUGAGAGUGACAGCGAGGAAGAGGAGGAGGAGACUCAGGAGAAGAAGGAGGAGGAAGCCCUGCCCAAGAAGAAAUCUGCAUUUCAGCUGGCUUACGAGGCCUGGGUCACCAGCUCCAAAGCUGCCCUGAAAGACCACAAGAAGAAGGAGACGGCGAUGAAGAAAGAGGAGAGGAGGAGAGCCAGACACGAGCUACAGGCACAGCAGGGGAUAGUUCGGACUGAUUCCAGUGAAGAUGAACUGGAUAUCACCAGUGCUGAGGAGGAAGAAGAGGCGGAGAAAGAGCACAUCUUGCAUCGCUGCAUCGACACGCUCCGCCUGGGCUGGGUGGUCAUCCUCGCUCUGCUGGACGACCUCACCGACGGGCUCAACUCCUUCUGCAAGGACAACCUGGACAUCUCCAACGUGCUGCGCUUCGAGCGGGCCCUGCUCAGCCAGCAGCAGAAAAAGGGGAAGGAAGUGACACAGCAAAGCAUCAAGCAGUUUUACCAGAGCCGCAUGUCCAGGCAGAAUACACUGACAUCGCUGGACGGACACGAGGAGGGGGAGGAGCUGAUACUGGACCCGCCCCCUUGCUCACCCCCGGCUGUGCCAGGCUCUCCGCGGGGCUACGUCAAGCUGACCAGCGCCAGCUUCAAAGGGUCCUGGGCCAGCAGCGUGUCCAGCUGCAUGACGGAGGAGACCAUGCUGGGGUCCCGCCAGCCUACUCAGGAGGAACUGGACGACCCCCCCGCCCCCGCCCCCACCCCGCCAGCUCCUGUGCAGCUCCGCCGCAGACUCCUCAAAUCCACCCACAUAGACCUGCCCUCCUUCGACAGCGAGAGUCCUGCUGAGGGAGCCCAGCCUGACACUACCCAAGACUGGAAGGACAAAGAGACCCAGCCCACACAGGUGGAGGGUCUGGAGGUGGAGCCCACACAGGUGGAGGUGUUGGAGGUAGAACCCACACAGGUGGAGGGUCUGGAGGUGGAGCCCACACAGGUGGAGGUGUUGGAGGUGGAACUCACACAGGUGGAGGUGUUGGAGGUGGAACUCACACAGGUGGAGGUGUUGGAGGUGGAGCUCACACAGGUGGAGGUGUUGGAGGUGGAGCUCACACAGGUGGAGGUGUUGGAGGUGGAGCUCACACAGGUGGAGGUGUUGGAGGCAGAGCUCACACAGGUGGAGGUGUUGGAGGCAGAGCUCACACAGGUGGAGGGGAUGGAGGCAGAGCUCACACAGGUGGAGGGGAUGAAGGUGGAGUCCAGCCAGGUGGAGGUGUUGGAGGUAGAACUCCCACAGGUGGAGGGGAUGGAGGUGGAGUCCAGCCAGAUGGAGGGGAUAGAGGAUAAUCUUGGAGGUGAACCCCAGGAUCUCACACCUCUACAGCGGCAGGAGACCGAUGAGACGGGGGACCCCCCCACCCCACGGGCCCUGAAUCCAGAGAUGAGAGCCAUGACCGCCAGCGAGCUGCUUCUCAACAAAAUGUUUGAUAAUGAGGAGAUUGAGGAGUCUGACAAGUUCUACCUGACCUUGCCCAAGCACCUGCGGCUGGGCUUUGCCCUCUACCACACCAUGGUGUCCAAGUCCGAGAUGCUCUGCUACUUCGUCAUCAUUCUCAACCACAUGGUGUCUGCCUCCCUGCUGUCGCUGGUGCUGCCCAUCCUCAUCUUCCUCUGGGCAAUGAUGUCCGUGCCACGCCCAACCAAACGCUUCUGGAUGACCGCCAUCAUCUACACCGAGCUCACUGUGGUGGUGAAGUACUGCUUCCAGUUUGGGUUUUUCCCAUGGACCACCUCUGCGUACCGCGGCAUCAACGCUGACCGGCCCUUCGCCCUGCCCAACAUCGUGGGCGUGGAGAAGAAGAACGGCUACGUGCUGUUUGACCUCCUGCAGCUGCUGGCUCUGUUCUUCCACCGCUCUAUCCUGAAGUGCCACGGCCUUUGGGACAACAAGGAGGUGGAGAUACCGGACUUUUUCAAGAAGCUGAAGAAGAAGACACUGCGGAUGAAGGGGGGCGGUGGGGGCGCGGUCGGGGGAGGGGGGGAGAGGGCGCGGUCGGGGGAACCGACGCGGAGGCUCCGGUUUCUUCCCCUGCAGCGCUCCACGGGAUCCCUCUUCCACCGGGCGACCAAUAGCAACAGCACUGACGAGAACGUGGACCAGAAGAAGCGGCGUCCGAAGAGGAGCAGACGGCCGUCCAGAGGGCCACAGACCCGGUCCGAGCACAUGAAGCUCAAACUGAGGGCGAAGAUGCUGGAGGCGAAGACUGCACUCAUAGAAAUAGGCCUGCACAUAUAUCUACCCAUCAGGCAAUUCUUCUAUGACAUCAUCCACCCCGACUACAGCCCCGUGUGUGACGUCUACGCGCUCAUGUUCUUGGUCGAUGUUGUGAACUUCAUCGUUAUCAUCUUCGGGUACUGGGCCUUUGGAAAGCACAGCGCAGCGGCGGACAUCACGGAGUCGCUGUCAGAGGACCAGGUCCCCGAGGCCUUCCUGGUGAUGCUGCUGAUCCAGUUCGGCACCAUGGUGGUGGACCGGGCCCUGUACCUCCGGAAGACUCUGCUGGGAAAGUGUGUCUUCCAGGUCGUGCUGGUGUUCGGGAUCCACUUCUGGAUGUUCUUCAUACUUCCUGGGGUCACAGAGAGGAGGUUCAACAGGAACCAGGUGGCCCAGCUGUGGUACUUUGUGAAGUGCAUCUACUUCGGCCUCUCGGCCUACCAGAUCAAGUGCGGCUACCCCAACCGCGUCCUGGGAAACUUCCUGACCAAGAACUACAACUACCUCAACCUCUUCCUGUUCCAAGGGUUUCGAAUGGUCCCCUUCCUGACUGAGCUGAGGGCGGUGAUGGACUGGGUGUGGACGGACACCACCCUCAGCCUGUCCAGCUGGAUCUGUGUAGAGGACAUCUACGCCAACAUCUUCAUCCUCAAGUGCUGGAGGGAGUCUGAGAAGAAAUACCCCCACCCCCCAGGGCAGAAGAAGAAGAAGGUGGUGAAGUACGGCAUGGGGGGCAUCAUCAUAUUCGGCCUCAUCUGCCUGGUGUGGUUCCCGCUCCUCUUCAUGUCAUUGGUCAAGUCAGUGGCUGGAGUGACCAAUCAGCCGCUUGACGUCUCCAUACAGCUUAGCAUAGCAGGAUAUGAGCCUCUCUUCUCCAUGAGCGCCCAGGAGCAGAACCUGAUGCUCUUCUCUGAAUCCGCCUACAGGCACCUGACCAACCGCUACGCUACCCACCCGUCGGCCAUGCAGUUCAUCGUGAACUACGUGGCAGAGGACAUUGUGAUCGCUCGGGUGAAGAGCGACGCCAGCCUGCUCUGGAGCAUCAGCCCGGCCAGCCGAGCCGCCAUGAUCCAGGAGCUCAGCAACUCCUCCCACAUCUACAUGACCCUGCGCUGGACCCUGCUCAGGAACGCCUCCCUGGUGAUGAACGUGGAGGCGGUGGGGGAGCACACAGUGAAGUAUGAUGACAGGAAGCUGAAGGACGAGAUCGUGCAGAUGCUGCAGGGAACCCGCAGUGAGCCAGUGUUCAUCGACGCCCUGCUGCCCAAGUACAUCCGGGGGUCACAGGGGGCAGAGUCCAAGAUCGCGCACAGGCUGAAAGUCGAGUACCCGGACCGUGCGAAGACCCAGCAGACGCUCGCGCUGUUCCGCCCGCUGUCCAUCCGGCUCCGCCAGGCCAACGUGAGCAUGGCGGGCGUGGGGGGCGACCGGGCGCUGGUGCCGCAGUGGUGGGUGGUGGAGGAGUGCCAGCCCGGCCGGCCACUGGCACCGUGCGACAGCAUCGAGAUGGUGGUGUUCAACGACAAGGUCAGCCCCUCCAGUCUGGGCUUCCUGGCAGGAUACGGCAUCGUGGGCCUGUACAUGUCGGUGGUGCUGGUGAUCGGGAAGUUCGUGCGGGAGUUCUUUAACGGGAUCUCGCGCUCCAUCAUGUUCGAGGACCUGCCGUGCGUGGACCGCGUGCUGAAGCUCUGCACCGACAUCUUCGUGGUGCGGGAGACGGGCGAGAUGGAGCUGGAGGAGCAGCUCUUCGCCAAGCUCAUCUUCCUCUACCGCUCCCCCGAGACCAUGAUCAAAAUGACCCGGGAGAAGAAGACAGACUGACCCCUGCUGGACGGGAGGACCACCCACACCCUGCAGAACCGGUCUGUAAACUGACGGGAUCUGGCCGUACAGUGACCUGUCUAAUGGGUACAUUGACGCACAAAAGAGACGGUCCUCACACUAGCCCGGGACGGGGACAGGGACGGGCAUCUGAGAGGGAUAUGCCCUAUCCCAAGCUGACCAGAACAACAAGGUUACAGAAACACAAGCCUGUCUGUAUAUCCUGACCUUGACUCCUUUGGAUCUGAUUGGCCGUCCCCACGUUCUAGCCCCUCCCACUCCAGACCGUGGAGCACAGGAAGUCCCCACUGCGUCAGACCUGCAUGCGAAGCAAAGGGAACUGCUGCACUGACUCUGCGCAUUAAACGGAUGCAAACUCCUUCCAAAUAAGUUUGUUGUGAAACGUUUCACGGCGCCUGUUGGGUUCGUACCGGAAGAUGACCCAAUUUCUACAGCAUGCUCAUCUUUUUACAUCACAGGUUUUUUAUUAUCAUCAUUAUUAUUAUUUAUUAAACACACUAAUUUCAAAAGCCAUACUGGUAGCACACCGCCCGAAAGUUCAAUGUCAGGCCUCAACGUGUGAACUUCUUUUCUUCUCUGAAAGGCCUAAUAUGGUAUUUCUCAUAUGUUCUAUUAUCAUGUGAUUUUACUGUCAUUUACUGGAUCAAUGGUACAGAAUAACGAAAUGGCGAAUAUGACAGACUGUUGCCUUUGCCGAUUGUACACCUUAGUGAGCGGCGUCUCCUCUUAGAAGCCUGUAGUUCAUUUUACUGCUGCAACACGUGAAUAAACCAUUUCUGACAUACACACUGAAA
Molecule: messenger RNA, 9813 nt
Organism: Anguilla rostrata (American eel)
Lineage: Eukaryota; Metazoa; Chordata; Actinopteri; Anguilliformes; Anguillidae
Product: piezo-type mechanosensitive ion channel component 2
Exons: 55
Coding region: 482-8998 (2838 amino acids)
Cellular component (GO): membrane
Molecular function (GO): mechanosensitive monoatomic ion channel activity
Source: RefSeq, a predicted model, not a curated record